AUGGAGAACAAGAACAACAAAAAGAAAGUUGGAGGAGCUGGUUCUUCCUCAUCUCCUACCAAUUUUGAUCAUCUUUUUGGUCCCAAAGAUCCUUCCACUACUUCAUCUUCUUCCACCAGCUUCUUUAGCUCCAUUUUCCCACCUCCAUCCACUGUUGGGAGAAGAGAUUCAACAAGGCACGAAAUGGGAAGCAAUAACUAUGGACAGGUUCGAAAUUACUCAAACAAAGGUGAAAAUAGUGGUGGCAUCUCUAACAAGAAUAGUAGUCGUGAUACCAAUUAUCAAACUGAGACAGUGGAGCCUAGUUACUACAGCUCAUCAAUCUAUUAUGGUGGUCAGGAAAAUUAUAAUUCUCCAAGAACCUGCAGGACCACUCAACCUCCCCAUAUUAUCAAGAAGAAUAAGGAUGAUGAUGAUGAUGAUUCGAAUGGUAGCGAUUCAGGCAGUGCUUCAAGAGGAAACUGGUGGAAAGGUUCUCUAUAUUAUUAA
Molecule: messenger RNA, 489 nt
Organism: Vicia faba (fava bean)
Lineage: Eukaryota; Viridiplantae; Streptophyta; Magnoliopsida; Fabales; Fabaceae
Source: the annotation of a GenBank genome assembly